GAAUCUCUUCCUGUUACUCUAAAGCCAUUCUUUUUUCUCUCCAUUCAUCUUUCUCCCACAAGACUCACUUCUAUAAAUGGCAGAAGCCUCCAUUUCCUUCUUCCUCAACACCAACACACAAUUCAAACCUGAAAACUAUAACUAUCUUCUCCAUUUUCACCUCAAACCAUGUCCCUGAGUACCCACCGGCGCCCUCGUGUUACCGUCAACGGUAUCCGAAGAAUGAGAACUUUUCAUUACUUCUGGUGCCAAACUUGCCGAAGAACCUUGAGGUUCUCCUCCAUACAACACCCACAUGAAAACUUCUGUCCUCAUUGCUUUAAUGUGCUAAAUCAUGAGCUUGACAUAUCAAGGCCAAGGCUCGUCCCUGACGUCGCCGAACUUGAACCCUUUCCAGCGUCAGGGCUGUUGGACUCGUUAGCACAAAUGCUUCAUCCUCAAACACGGCGAGAAUAUCUUGAAUUUGGUAGAAGAAUUCGUUGGGAAUCUGAAGGUGCCAAUGGCCCUUGGAUUACCCUUCAGUUUCUUGAACCUCCUCGACCGGAGAGACUACCCAUGGCUGCUCCGCCGCAGCAACUGGUGGUUCCUGAAGACGAGAAUUUUGUUAAUGCAGAUAACCUGUUUGUUUCGAGGACGACUGAUAUUGACAGGCCAGGGCCUCCUCCUGCGCCAGCUUCAGCUAUUGAAACACUGCCAACAGUGAUCAUUACCCAAGAGAAUCUGACGAAAGACACGCAUUGUCCAGUCUGCAAGGAUGAAUUUGAGGUUGAUAUGGAGGUGAAGGAGCUUCCCUGCAAGCAUUUGUACCAUUCUGAUUGCAUUGUUCCUUGGUUGAAUCUACACAAUUCUUGCCCAGUUUGUCGACACCCAGUGUCUGAUGAUCUCGAGGAUUAUCUCCAGCAAGAAAAUGGCCAAGCCUUUGGCUUUGAAGAGGUGAUGAACACCAUGAAUUGGGUGAGAAACCAGUUCGUUACUCUAUGGCCUGUGCGUGCAUUUUCAGAUUGGACUCAGAGAUAUCUUGAGUUCUUGGAUAACAGAGCUGCAUCUUCUAGGGGAGAAACUUCCUGGUGGCGUGCUUUCUUUUUUUUAUGACUCUGCAUUUCAAUCACUCUUCCCGCUGGAGAAGCUGUACAGACUGUAGCCUUACAAUUGAAACGAUUCUUAACUAGGCAGGUAUAUCUAAUUUAUUCUAAAAUAUUCAAGAUUGCAAAGAUGAAAAGGUAUUGAAGCUUAACAGGUAUGCUUGCUAAUUCAGUUUUCAGUUUUUUGUCCUUAAUUUGCAUUAGCUUUACUUAAUCAAACUUCUCUUGAAUCUCACUUAGCAGGUACUAAAAUUAGAUUGACCACAGUAUGUUUCAGGGCUGAAACUGGAUCGAAACUUCACGGUUCUGAAUGAGGCCAAAACUGUUUCCUCCCCUUAAACCGGACCAGAAGGUUUUGGUCUGAUUUGAACCAACAUCUCCUCUUUCUGAAAAAAGAGAAAAUUUAGAGCGACUCAAACUGAAACCGGCCGAACCCUGCAUUCCGGUUUAGGAUCCUCAGUUUCACAAACCUGAAAUUGCUGGUUCCGACUCCAAACUAAACUGGACCUGAACCAUACCUUGACUAGCUAAAAUGACAAAAUUGAAAAGGAAAAGAAAAUGCUCUAUAUUGGUUUCUGCAGAAUUCAGGAUUCACUUUUCUGGAAUGCAGACCGAUGCUCAACUAAUCCAUGAAAAUUAGUAAAUGUAAUAAUUUGUUGAGAACUUGCCACUUUGGGUCCAAUUCUAUACAAGACCAAUUUAGUUUAACAGCCAGCUUCAAAUCCGAGAAAUUUAGGAAUGUUCAUGGGUUGAGGUUUUGUUAAACAGCCAGCUUUAAAUAUCUUAUUAAUAUCUCUAUAUAUAAAUUUAUUAAUAUAUUUUAUUUUUUAAAUAAAAUUAAACAAUAAAAAAUAAAUUAUUUUAAUAAAAAAUAUUUAAAAAAUAUUUUUCAGAUGAAAUUAUUUUGGACAAAUAAAUGGAUGGAGCCUUAAUUUUUGAAUUUCUUACCUUAAUUAUUUUAUUGGACAAAUAAAGAUUCGCAAUAAGCUUGCCAAAUCCGU
This is a messenger RNA of Manihot esculenta (cassava), 2083 nucleotides long. Its product is annotated as agamous-like MADS-box protein AGL81. The record is from RefSeq and is a predicted model, not a curated record. Gene Ontology annotation, molecular function: DNA-binding transcription factor activity, RNA polymerase II-specific; ubiquitin protein ligase activity; protein dimerization activity. Lineage: Eukaryota; Viridiplantae; Streptophyta; Magnoliopsida; Malpighiales; Euphorbiaceae. The transcript is spliced from 2 exons. Gene Ontology annotation, cellular component: cytoplasm. Gene Ontology annotation, biological process: positive regulation of transcription by RNA polymerase II; protein ubiquitination. The coding region runs from base 169 to 1092 and encodes 307 amino acids.